AUGGUUUUCCCUCUGUGUCUGUCAUACUUUCUCCCCCCAGAGCACGUCAUGCGGGCAGUAUUUCCUAUAUUUUUGAUUUGCGUCUGCCAUAAGUCGACCCUCGCGAAUUACACGUGCUAUUGGCCGGAUGGUUCUACUAUCCCCGACUCGUCCGAUUAUACCCCCUGUAAUAUAACAGCGACUGGUAUUGACAGCGCGUGUUGCGAGUCGGGAGAUCCUUGUUCUGCAAAUGGCUACUGUUUUGGCAACGCUGGUUACGUAUACCGAGGAGGCUGCACCGAUAUCAACUGGGAUGCCGACGAAUGCUGCCCAAGCUGCAGGAAUGUUGCUAUCGAUAUCUUCUGCAACAUCAUCCCCUGCCCACUAGUCAACGGCUCUUUCACGAAAAAAUUCUGCUGCAGCGAGCAAUCAGGAACCGGCUGUUGCGACACAGCAAUAGUCGAUCUUGACGAAUACCGCAUAAUUCCUGGUCCAGACCGUCUAUAUGGAGGCAAUACCGUGAGCACAGUUUCGCUAUCGCAGUUUACCAAAACUUCAAGCAUCGCAACCGCUUGGACAUCGAAAAAGCUUCCACCUAUCUCGCCCAGCAUCGUGGCAUCUACCACAUCAGCAAGUGUUCUAUCUGCCGUAGCAAAACCUUUGACCCAACACUCACCACCGACGAAGAAGCUUACUGACCUCAGUGUGGCGAUUGGCGUGCCGCUGGGGGUUUUCGCGAUCUCAGGAUUAAUCGCAUUACUCAUCCACGAACGCAGGCUUCGAAUUAAAGCGCAAAAGACGGUUGUUGAUACACUUGCUGCUUACGAAAAGUGUCGCGCGGCCAAGCCACGUGCUGCAGUCUAUGAGGUGCAAGGUCACCCGAGGCCACAGGAACUGGAGCACACACAGUCGCAACCGGGAGAGCUUUAUGAUGGAGAAAUUCAUGAGCUGAAGUAA
Molecule: messenger RNA, 936 nt
Organism: Letharia columbiana
Lineage: Eukaryota; Fungi; Ascomycota; Lecanoromycetes; Lecanorales; Parmeliaceae
Exons: 2
Coding region: 1-936 (311 amino acids)
Source: RefSeq, a predicted model, not a curated record